Xenopus tropicalis (tropical clawed frog) is the source of this 2596-nucleotide messenger RNA. RefSeq names its product inositol-trisphosphate 3-kinase B (gene itpkb). Gene Ontology annotation, molecular function: inositol-1,4,5-trisphosphate 3-kinase activity; kinase activity. The record is from RefSeq and is a predicted model, not a curated record. Lineage: Eukaryota; Metazoa; Chordata; Amphibia; Anura; Pipidae. Gene Ontology annotation, biological process: inositol phosphate biosynthetic process.
AGGGACAGAGAGACUGCCACACAAGGAGAUGACAGCACCUCUGCCUCUUUAACUGCCAAUUACUACCCAGAAAGAGGAGAGAGAACUCUGCUGAUUUGUUUAUGGAGGUUUGGGCAAGUGCCCAGAGCAGCUUUCUUUACUUGAGCGUUCCGGGCAAUGCUGUUCUGGAAAAGAAGCCUUUGGGAACCCCGCACGUGAGCCUUCAGUGCCGAGCCACCUCCUCACACUACUAUGGCUGUAUUUUGUUAUGCCUUGAAUAGUUUGGUGAUCAUGAAUAACAACAAUGUGAAUACAGGCAGUGUCAGCGUGACUAAAACUAGCCCGAGUUGCCAGAGACCGGUGCUGCCUGUACCCGAGAGACGGAGCGCCUAUUAUCCGGCCAGCCCUUCACUGCCUCUCCGUAGCACGGGCCCCUCCAGCCCUGGGUGCUCUCCCAAGAACAACAACUCCAGCGCUUUUAUUUUCCCUACAGAAGAGCAAGAUCGACUCACAUUGAGAGGUCGCAGCCCGAGCUGGAGUAGGAGAGACAGACAAAUGCCAAGAAGUGACCGGAGUCCUUCUCCACUAAGGCUUCAUGGAGGGCACGUGGGAGAAACAGGGUCUUUGAUAGCCUCACGUUCCAGGACAUUGUCAGAGCUUGGACAAGGCUCCACUUCGGGAUCUGGAAUGGGUCAGGGGACGUGGUUAAUGGAAUCUGAGGAGAAGAGGCGUCUGUCUCGGAUUCAAAGGGAGCUUCAGAAUGUGCAAGUCAAUCAGUUUGUGGAGCUUUUUGAAGCUCACAUUCAGGCCCAGAACAGUCCCACCUCCCCGGUGCUUCAUAGUCCCCGACUGGGCAGUCGGUCACCAUCGCCUUUACGUAGAAACAGAAGAGAAGUGACGGCUUUUAAUUUCGGACCAGAAACACGUCGCAGGUUGUCCUGCUCCAGCCAGGAAGAAACAUCAACAGCUCCUCCAUCACCAAUGGUCAUUUCCCCUGGGGUGAAUACUUUGUCCAUUGGUAACAUUGCACUGUGCACAGGAGAGCUGUGUAGCCCUAUUCCCCAGGUGAAUGACUUUGAUAAACCAACCUCACCUGGGAAUGCAAAGCCGGGACUUAUACCUGCCGUCAUUGUGACUGACCAUGGAGAAGAUGGCGAAGAAAGCAUUAGCCCCGACACCAAUCCACCAACAUGUUUGCCUAGGAAACUGUCAUCCUCGUCUGCUUCUUCCACCGGCUUCUCUUCCUCUUGGGAUGAGUCGGAAGAUGAUAUCUCCAGUGACCCAGAGAAAUCCCCAGAGAAGAGCACUCCUUUCCUGCAGACCAUCGAGCAACCGAAGCCUCGGGUGAGCAAAUCAUGGCGGAAGAUCAAAAACAUGGUUCACUGGUCACCCAUUGUCAUGUCCUUCAAGAAGAAAUAUCCAUGGAUACAGCUUGCAGGCCAUGCAGGUAGUUUUUAAGCUGCAGCCAAUGGGAAGAUCCUAAAGAAGCACUGUGAUUGCGAGCAACGUUGCCGCUCACCACUAGAUGAAUGAGUUCUAAAGCCGUAAUUUCCGGCCUAUCACGGCGAUGCUGAAGACGGGGAGAGGUACAAUCAAAUGGAUGAUCUGCUCUCUGAAUUUGACGGCCCUUGUGUCAUGGAUUGUAAGAUGGGUGUCAGGACUUAUUUGGAGGAAGAGCUGAUGAAAGCCAGGAAGAAGCCCAGCCUCAGGAAGGAUAUGUAUCUCAAGAUGGUGGAGGUAGACCCGGAAGCCCCAACGGAGGAGGAGAGGCAGCAGCGUGCCGUCACCAAGCCCCGCUACAUGACAUGGAGAGAGACGAUUAGUUCCACGUCUACUCUGGGCUUCCGUAUUGAAGGGAUCAAGGAUGGAGACGGCACAGUGAACAGAGACUUUAAAAAGACCAAAACACGCGAGCAAGUGAUGGAGGCCUUCCGGGGAUUUACUAAAGGGAACCAAAAGAUUUUGAAGUUGUACCUGGAGCGCCUGGAGGACAUGCGUGUCACACUGGAGAAGUCUCCUUUCUUUGAGACCCACGAGGUGAUUGGAAGCUCCUUGCUGUUUAUCCAUGAUAGGAAGGAGAAGGCCAAGGUGUGGAUGAUAGACUUUGGUAAAACCACCCCACUGCCAGAGGGGGAUGUUCUAACCCAUCGGAACUCCUGGCUGGAAGGAAACAGAGAGGACGGUUACCUGUGGGGACUGGAUAAUUUAAUAGACAUCCUAACGGAGACGGUGAGAGAAGGAGAGAAGGAAGAGGGCAAAGAAGAAGAAGAGAAGGAAACGCAUUAGAGGCACCGCCCCUGGGAGUGACCCUCUAGGAACGCACUACAAGUCACUUUCUGGCCCCGCCUAUUUACCCCUUUGUGGGAAGGACUGGGAUGUACCACUCCUCCAGCAGCGGCAGGGGAGGCCAGAAAACAGACCAAGCUACUUUACACAUUUACUGUGCUUUUUAGAUUUUGUACAUAGUUUUCUUACCAGAACAAAAAGGACUGUGCUUAUUUUUAAUAUAUAUCUAUAUAUUCUGGUGUCUUUUAUUAGAGGGGUUGGAAGCUUAUACCUUUGGCUGAUCAUAUUAUAUCCCAACGAACCGAUUUCCUUUAUAAAUUCAUCGUUUUAA